Copidosoma floridanum is the source of this 2171-nucleotide messenger RNA. RefSeq names its product putative cytochrome P450 49a1. NCBI's taxonomy places the organism in Eukaryota, Metazoa, Arthropoda, Insecta, Hymenoptera, Encyrtidae. The record is from RefSeq and is a predicted model, not a curated record. Gene Ontology annotation, molecular function: monooxygenase activity; heme binding; iron ion binding.
UUCGCGCGCGCGCUCGAGAGAGAGAGAGAAAAAAAACUCCCAAAGGCGCGCUUGUCCCUCCGGCUCCUAUACCUGCACACACGCGGUUCGCCUCAGAAGUACGUUAUCGAGUAAUCGCGGCGGGCUCCUUUUGUCCUUUUGUUUGCCCGUCUCCUCUUGGUGAUUAAAUUUUGACUUUGUUUUGAAACGUUUUAAUUCAGAAGAUGAACAAAACAGUGAUUGGAUACUUGACAGAUAAGUAGUUUUUCCUUCAGCUUUUGGGUAUAUAGUAUCGUCGUGGUGUCGAUCGAUUAAAAAUCGGCAAAUACGUAAGCAUCGAUCGGCAGCGUACCAGGGGAAAAAAAAAAAAAAUGUUGCGUCGAACGAUGGAAACUCUGGCAGCUGAGGUCAGCCGUAGUGUUCGGCCUUACGCCGAAAUGCCGGGUCCCACGCCCAUACCUCUGUUGGGCAAUACCUGGAGAUUUAUACCUUUCAUCGGUGACUUCAAGAUCCACGAGGUGGACAAAGUGUCGCGGCGGCUGCACGAGGAGUACGGCGACAUAGUGAAGGUCGAGGGUCUCCUCAACCGGCCGGACAUGGUUUUUGUUUACGACGCGGACGAGAUCGAGCGCAUAUUCCGCCAGGAGGAGAAGAUGCCCCACAGGCCCAUGAUGCCGUCGUUGCAUGCUUACAAGCACUGCUUGAAACGAGACGUCUUUGCCGGCAAUCCGGGGGUCAUUGCUGUUCACGGAGAGGGCUGGUAUAAUUUCCGCAGCAAAGUGCAGCAGGUGAUGCUGCAGCCGCGCACCGCGCGCAUGUACAUCGGUACGAUAGACGAGGCGAGCCAGGCGCUUCUCGACAGGAUUGAAAGGAUCAAAGACGGGGCCAACGAGGUGCCGGGAAACUUUCUGAACGAGCUGCACAAGUGGGCCCUGGAGUCAAUCGCAAGAGUGGCCCUUGACGUGAGGCUCGGCUGCCUCGACGAGGAGGACGCGCCACCCGAGACCCAGAGACUGAUCAACGCGGUGCUGCAGUUUUUCAAGAACGUCGGCCCCCUCGAGCUCAAAAUACCCUGGUGGAAGUACUUCCCUACCCCAACCUGGAGACAAUACAUCAACGCCCUGGACGUUAUUCUCAGCACCACCUCGAAAUACACGAACAUAGCACUGGAGAGGGCAAAGCUGUCGGGCAAGGCAAAGGACGAGCUCUCGCUGUUGGAGCGCGUUUUGCAAAUCGAGGGAAACACCCAGUUGGCUACCAUAUUGGCCUUUGACCUAUUUUUAGUUGGCAUCGAUACGACCUCGAACUCGGUCGCAUCGAUACUCUAUCAGAUGGCCCAACACCCGGACAAGCAGGACCUACUGUACGAGGAGCUAAAGAGAGUCUUGCCGGCAGACGGACACGUCGAGACCGGGCACAUAGAUCAGCUCAAGUAUCUCAAAGCUUGCGUUAGAGAGACUCAAAGAAUGUACCCCGUGGUGAUCGGCAAUGGGCGUUGCAUGACGAACGAUACCGUCAUCGGUGGCUAUCAGGUGCCCAAAGGAGUGCACGUGGUCUUCCAACACUACGUGAUCAGCAACACGGAGCGCUACUUCCCGCGCAGCUCCGAAUUUUUGCCCGAGCGUUGGAUCGGCUCCGGAACCCUCGAAGCCCCGGCUCCCCGUCACGCCUUCGCAUCCCUGCCUUUCGGCUACGGCAGGCGCAUGUGCCUCGGCCGACGAUUCGCCGACCUCGAGAUCAUUAUCGUUCUCAGCAAGAUAUUCCAGAGAUACCGCGUGGAGUACCACCACGAGAAACUGGAGUACUACAUCGAUCCGAUGUACACGCCGAGGGGACCGUUGAAAUUUAGAUUCGUCGAAAGGUGAAAGUGCAAGUAAAAAUCAAACGACAGUAUACAUAUGCAUAUAAGUAACAAUCAGUACACUAUAUAAUAUCCUCAUCAACUAUAAUAGUUACGUAUACAAAUAUCUGUGUAUAAAUAAUUGUAGAGGGCUAGGGCGAACACAAACAUUUUGCUACGCUACACAUAUAUCAUAUAAAUCUAGUAUAUGUAUUAUACACAUUGCAAGUAAUUUUUGUACAAUAUAAUGCCAACAUAUGGUUUCGAGCUUUUUUUAUGUCAAUCCUGUAUGAAUGUAAACUCAUACAUACAUACAUAUAUUAUAUGUUGAAUAAAUUUUCAUCCGCUUUAA